AUGCUGGUCGAUCCCAGCCCUCUUAAUCGCAACCUCAUCCCCCUUUUUCCAACUGCCGUAGAUUUGGAGAGCACGCUGCCCGUGAAGCCGGAUUCUAUCCUCACCCAACUGAAGUUCAUUGCGUGCGUGCGUAUCUUCACGGAGGAACUCUGUGCGUUCGCGUCAGUUGUUUCGCCCGGUGGAACCUGCUUACGUUCCAAGCUUUGGUUGUGGCUUGAGCACGAGCUGAAUAGCCUUAGGAAAACCACUUGCGAAGGUGAAAGUGGUUGCACCUCUGCCAUAUACCACUGUCUACUCUCGACCCCACCUCCACCAUAUCUUGCUGAAGACCAACCGAACUUCGUACCGUUAGUUUAUGCACGGGAUGCAGAGAGCUAUUUCACACCUGUUCAGGACCAAACAGUCUCGCAGGAUGUUGCUCAUAGCGUCGGGCAACAGGAAACCCAACUCUUAAAGGACAGACUUCUUUGGCUCAAGGCGAACAUGCCCUUCAUCUACAGUCUGAUCAACUUCUGUGGCCUGCAAGGUGCCAGCGGCGUGGACCUGCAUCCUGUUCGCAUGGAACUUCUGCAACUAAUUACGGAACUUUUUGCUGUUGCCCCGGCGCCGUCUGUACUUCCGGUGAUUUCCACCACCACAACCGCAGCCAAGACGCCUUCCCCCUCCUCCAAUACCAUUACCCAGUUCCUGAAUAGAGUUCCCCUUCUGCGUUCCGUCUUCCUGGUGCCUCCUGGUGUCAUGUAUCUGCCGAAACAACUAUUUCUCCUCAAGGUACCUUUUUUCAUUCUCUGA
Molecule: messenger RNA, 792 nt
Organism: Dibothriocephalus latus
Lineage: Eukaryota; Metazoa; Platyhelminthes; Cestoda; Diphyllobothriidea; Diphyllobothriidae
Source: the annotation of a GenBank genome assembly